Cylindrotheca closterium is the source of this 1092-nucleotide messenger RNA. NCBI's taxonomy places the organism in Eukaryota, Bacillariophyta, Bacillariophyceae, Bacillariales, Bacillariaceae. The record is from the annotation of a GenBank genome assembly.
AUGAUCUUUGCUAUGAAGCAAGGAACAACCGAAAACUUGAUGCAUUUCAAGGAACGAUUCUUGAGACAGGCUGAAGUCCUGCAAAAUCUAUAUGGCGUGGCCUGGUUCCGAGAUUUUGCAGUCAAGACGAAAGCGUAUGCUGCUAUUGCUAGCACCGAUACUGCUGCUCAAAACAAGUUCAAGGAUGAUAUCUUCAAAGCCGUUCUUGCAACAGGAUUUCUGUGCAACUGCGAUCAAACGAGAACAGCUCCUCUGAUGCUGGAUCUUCAGACAAACUAUUGCAGAGAAGUGCAUUAUUAUCCAAAGACGGUCAGCAAAGCACAAGAUAUGUUGAAGAUUCACAUGGAAGUGAUUAAAAAUCCGGGAGUGAACCUCUACCAAGGAAAAGACCAACCUAAUAAAGGUAAAGGUAAAGGAAAAGGAAAAGGAAAGGGGAAGCCGAAGGAUGGAAAGAAGGCAGUAUGUUAUGUAUGUGGCAACGAAGACCAUAUGUCUCCAAAAUGCCCAGACAGACUGCUACCAAAGACCCAAUGGAAGAAUCAGGAUCAAUAUGUCGACUAUGGGAAGAAGCUCAAUCUUAAUCAGAUUGGAGCAACUGUCCCAGCUACUGUUCCAGCUAUAGUUCCUGGAGCUUCAGCGUCCACAAGUGGAGCAUCAAGUGUUGUGGGAAGCGUUAACACACCUUUGCAACUUGCUGGUACUACAGGUAAUCAAAUGAUGCAAGUUCCUUCUGGAAUGCAGCUCAUGCAGAUUCCAACUCAAGGUGGCGGCACUGUUACAGUCCCUUAUUCUAUGAAUGCUAUCGGUGAGAUUGCGUUCAGUGGAAUGCAACUCAGCCGACAAGGCUUCAGUGGUGCUCAAGUGCGCCAAGAAUUUGAUGCAACUCAAGCUCAAACUCCGCAAGCUGUGAAAACCGGAUAUUUUGAUACGUCAAAUGUCUUUCACAAUGCUAUCAAGGGAAAGGAUGAGAAUGGCAAUGAUGUCUAUCUUAUUCCAUGUCCUGCUGGUAGAACAAAUGUCAAACUUCAAGUUGACUGGCAUUAUGCUAGUGAAGAUGAAGAUUUGCCUGAUCUUGCUACUGAAGCAGAUUGA